CUUGGAUUGGCCAAAAUGGCGGCAGCACGAAGUGGGCGCCGAGGGAUUGCCGCCGUGACGCUGGACGCGACGGGGACGCUCUUUCGUCCGCGGGAGGCCAUUGGGACGACGUACCUCAAGCACGUUGUCGCCGUCUGUGGUCCGCCUCCAGCGCCCGCCUCCGGAUCGUACGAGGCCGAAAUCACCGCCGCGUUCAAGCACUCGUUCCGCGCCGAGCUUGCCGCGUCGCCCAACUUUGGCCGUGUCGAUUCGGCGGCGACCGCGCAGCCGUGGUGGGGACGCGUCAUCUUUGCGACGUUCCCGCCUGCGCUGCAGGCGCACGUCGGGUCUCGUAAGGACGAGCUCCUCGCGACGCUCUACUCGCACUAUGCGACGCGUGCUGCCUGGGAGGUCUUUGACGACGUGCAUCCAGCGCUGCGCUCGCUCCAGGAGCGUGGUGUGCCCAUGGGAGUCGUUUCCAACUUUGACGAGCGGCUCGAGUCCAUUCUCGAGACGCUCGACCUGCGCGGCUACUUUGAUUUUGUCUUGACGUCGUGGGAUCACGGCGUUGCCAAGCCGGAUGCCAGUAUCUUUCAUCGCGCAGCCGAGCUGCAUGGCAUCACCGAUGUCGACGGCCGCGGGAUGUUGCACAUCGGCGACGAUGCGACCAACGACCUCUUUGGCGCCCGAGCGGCGGGGUACUCGGGUGGCCUCGUCGACCGUAGCCGGCAAGUGACCUUGACGCAGCUGUUGCAGGAGCACUGAAUGGAAAUAAUAUUGAAAAAUGGUUUCGAAAGACUCUA
This is a messenger RNA of Saprolegnia diclina VS20, 782 nucleotides long. RefSeq lists its product as hypothetical. Lineage: Eukaryota; Oomycota; Saprolegniomycetes; Saprolegniales; Saprolegniaceae. The transcript has 2 exons. Bases 16 to 744 code for a protein of 242 amino acids. The record is from RefSeq and is a predicted model, not a curated record.